This is a messenger RNA of Manacus vitellinus (golden-collared manakin), 7695 nucleotides long. RefSeq names its product microtubule associated scaffold protein 2 (gene MTUS2). Bases 1002 to 5198 code for a protein of 1398 amino acids. Gene Ontology annotation, cellular component: nucleus; cytoplasm. NCBI's taxonomy places the organism in Eukaryota, Metazoa, Chordata, Aves, Passeriformes, Pipridae. Gene Ontology annotation, molecular function: microtubule binding. The transcript is spliced from 15 exons. The record is from RefSeq and is a predicted model, not a curated record.
AAACCGCGGAGAGGCAGCAAGCAGGUUUUGUGCUCUGAGUCAGAAGCAGGCUGAGAAGAUGCAGCCCUCAAAGCACGAACCCAAGAUGGGGAAGGGAAUCUGUGCGAGGGGGAUAUUUCCGGUGUGAAGUUCAGAGCCUGGGGGGACCCUCUGCUGCCAGCACUUUUGGUGAGUCUGCAGGUCAGCUGCUAGUUUUGGUGCAAUCAUGGGAGAAGGGAGAUUGCUGCCUUUCACCACUGCUACCCCGAGCCAGCUCAUCCUUCUAGCUAUUUCUGUCUAUGCUUAUCUAUAGCAUCAUCCCCCUUGUGCCUGUGUACCUGCCAAGCAUUCAAAACAGGCACUGCUGUGGCAGCCUCCUUUCUCUCCAGCCUGGAGGAUAAAUGACUGGAUGGCUUUUUUUUAAUUGUUUCUCUGCAUCAAGAAUUUACAGUGGGAAAGCUAAGCUGGAGAAAUGCUUUCAGGAGUGGGUGGCCAGCCUGGCAGAUCCCUGCUUGUUCUUAGCCCCUAGGGAGGUCCUGUAGCCUGGCCCUAGCCGGGUUCACUCACUGCCCUGGACGUUGGUGCUCCCUUUGAAAGCAAUGGUUUCCUGGAGUGAGAUGUGGUCUUGGGUAAAAACAGACAAAAUUUGGAUGCAAGAGAGAAGACCUGAAUCUGACUUGCCUGCAAGGGGAUCCAGAACAGAAAGCUGAGUGCUUGGGUUGACUGGAUUAGCUGGCUGUCAUUCAGAAGGAACUCGGCAGAUCUAUUUUGCAUUCGCCAAACCUCUUUACUGCACAUCAUAAAGAUUUCCUGGGUCCAGAAGCUGCACAAAAGACAACUGAGCAGCACAAAAAUGUGACUCUGACAAGAGACUUCAAGCCUUCUGACAAUGAAUUUUCUACCGAUCAGUUUCUAGUUUAAAUACAUAACUGAAGCAUGCAUAGUAGUUAACCUGAUAGAGAAAAAAGAACUUUCUUAUUAAUUAGGACUACCAAAAAACAGCAAUCACGUGAAGCUUCAAAAUGAGUGGUCCAUUAAUUCCAAACAAGUCAUGUUAUGCCCAGCUUCAGGACAACCACAGCGAAAUAAGAAAUAAUAAUGAAAGCUUAGUGAGUGUGGGGGAUACUAAUGCCAACCAAAUUGUAUCGAAAGUUAGAAUUAUUGAUGAGGAUGUUAAGAAACACAAUUUGACAGAUGAAAGUGGGAAUAUAUAUUCUGGAGGAACAGAGAAAAUUACUCAUCUGCAUACAGAGCAGAAUAAACUUCUAACCUUCAAAGACUCACGGACCUGUCACACCAGUGUACAGGAAAGUAAGCUGCCCUCCACCGCAAGCAAGGAAAUGGGAAAAGACUGUAGGACCAGCGAAGUUAAGGAUAUAUCAAGGCAUAUCAGGAUUAGCCGAGGACAAAGUCUGUCCAAUUUAAAAAGUAACACAAAUGAUGCCAACCUGGAGGUUAUUUCCAAAGGUGAUGUUGACUUCCCCCAGAACUUUUCUAAGGGAAAAAUGCCCAGGACUGUGGAGGUGGAGAGAAUAAAAAGGCUCUCCUUGGGAAGACCAAGUAAAUUCUCUCCUCAGCCUGAAACAUUUACAAAAGAUUGCACUGGCCGUGUGUCAUGUAAACGUCUGCUUUCUGCAUCAUUGGACUCCAUCGACACAUCUCACCAUUUGAUAGGAAAUACAGAGAAAUCACAGAAAACAUCCACGGAUCAUUUUCUUGGGAUGAUGUUUCAUCCACUUGACAAUACCUCAGAGAAAAAUACUGUAUUUUAUUCCAAACCAUCUACCUCAGGGAACAAGAAAAUAAAUAAACUAGAAAAUGUACCAAAUGUUAACAUUGAAAGCACACUGCAUACAUCUCAUUCUCAACAUUCAGCUGUUAAGCUCAAUGAGAUUGUUUGUAAAUCAGAAGCACAAUUAGGUCAGGGUGAUAAAAGUAAAAAACUGGAGCUUAAAACUGCACCAUCUUCACAAUAUAAAAAUACAUGUCCACAAAAGAUAGAGAAAAUUAUGCUGGUAGAGUUCCUGAGGUGUCAAAGAGAUGAAAAUACUGCAGUGCAGGAACUGAAAAGCUCUGAGUCUGACACAUCAAAAUUUCAAGCAUGUCAUUUUGAAGACACCCAUAAUAAAGUAGAGGACCCAUUGUCAAGCCAGGUGGUAACUUAUCCUGAUGACAAAUUGCAAAGUGGUAAUGUCACUAUCAGUGGGAAAGGGAGAGGAAGCAAUGACAGUGACAACAGGGCAAUUAGCCAGGUUGGUGAGGAAUAUUUUACUGAUGGAGAAGUGGAAACAAUAUUUCCACUCACCUGUGGUAGUAAAUCCAGCGUCAAAGUGACACCUAGAAAAAAUGAAAAUUUGCAUGAAGUUGACACAGGUUGCGCUGAAACAGUUGGUGAACAAAUAUCUCUUAUACAUAAUAUUAAUCCACCUGACAGCAAAGCCUUGAAAGUUAAUGAGAAUAAACUGAUGCUAGUCAAAGAAAGUACUGAGGAUGCUGUUGUGCCUGCUUCUGAUCUCUCUGAUCAUCACAGAGCGUGCAGUGCAGAGACAGUGUCAAACCAACAACCUGACAGCCACAACAGUGAUGUGGAAACCUCAAGUGCUUCAGUUUCAAGGAAAAAAGCAGCUAAUGCACAGAAACAUCCUCCAGAGGAAGUACCAGAGAGCUGUAAUGCUUCAACAAAGGCUGAUGUCUUUUUAUGUGUCCCAACUCCCGUGCGCCCAGUGGCAACGCUGGAUGUUAAUGGUCAGCCCACGCUAUCAAACAGUAAUCUGAAGGACCUUUAUGCCCUUCAUGAUGACAAACUGUCAGUCCUACCUCCCAUUGACAGCACACAGUUGUUAAAUAUAUCCCCUAAAGUGCCUAUCAAGACUGCUUGCAGCAGCGCCAUCCCAAAACCUAUCCUAGUCCACCCCAAGGGCUCGCCCACAGAUAAGGUGGGUGCAGACAGUGACUGCAGUGAAAAGCUGGAAGAAAAUGUCGAGAUGAAACCUGCCAUACCCCGGCCCAAACCUGUGAGACCUAAAAUCAUCACAUACAUUAGGAGAAACCCUCGUUCGAUAGAGCAGCUUGACCCCUUGUUUGCACCGGCAGGGCUGCCCUUCAGUAGCCCAGCAUGCAGCAUGCCCAUCUCGACGGAACAGAAGGCAUCCAACGGAGGGGAGGCAAAGCCCACCAGCAUCCUGUAUGACAAAUUUAAACCUGACCUCCAGAAGCCAAGACUCUUUGGUUCUGGACUAGUGGUGUCAGGAAUUAGGCCCCCGGGUCAUCACUUUGGUCCAAUGAGUGAGAAGUUUCUGCAGGAGGUUGGGGAAAGGCCUGCGAAAGAUGAAUUUUGCCCUCCACAAUAUACUCACUAUGAGGUCCCACCAAGUUUUUAUCGAUCUGCCAUGAUACUCAAGCCACAGUUAGGACUGGGUGCAGUGUCCAGGUUACCAUCAGCAAAGAGCAGGAUUCUCAUUGCGAGUCAAAGAUCCUCAGGUAGCUGUCUCCAUCAGCAAGGAGAAAUAACAAAUACUCCCAACAUCUAUCAUCCUGAUGCUUCAGUGGAUCUUAAGAAAGGAUCAUGUCCAAGUGCUGCAAAAUCAAAUCUUCCCAAGCCCUGCCAGUCUGGACUUCGUCCUCCAGGUUAUUCCCGGUUGCCAGCAGCAAAGCUGGCUGCAUUUGGUUUUGUUAGGAGCUCAAGCGUAUCCUCUGUCUCCAGCAACCAGUCAAACGACAGUGCCCAGAGUGAUCAAAGCAGGACAACUAACCGUUCCAGCUUUGGAAAUGAAGAGCAAGCCACCCCUAAGGCAUCUGCACCUUCUAAAGAUGUUCCCAAGGGCAGCAGCAAGAGCACGACACAGGUAUCAAGCGGCACAGUGACUCCACGCAGGACCUUACUUCUAGCACCAAAAACUGCCACAGCAUCUGCUGGUGUGAAGAAAGAAGUACAAAAAGAUCAGGAUGCUAACAGACCAGCUGUGUCAUCCCCUAAGAAAUCAGCAGUAACAGCCACAAAGCUCCAUUCACCAGGACAUCCCAAGCAAAGGCCAACCACCCCAAAGAAUGGGUUUUCCCCCAAACCAGGAGAAGGCCGAGACACUGAAAAGCAGUUCAUUCAGAGACUGAAGGAAAAAUGUGAUGAGCAGUCCCGGCAACUAAUUAAUAUUCAAGAUGAGCUUAAAAGGGCCAGCUGUGGCUUUGAUGUCUUUGCUAUAACAACACAGUACUUUUUCAGGCAGAAUGAAAAUGCCCUUGUGAAAAUAAAGGAGUUAGGAGUCGAGCUUGCAAAGAUCAGGGAUGAAGUUGCCCUCAACACAGCAAGAUGGAAGAAACUACUGAGCGAGAAGGAGGAGCUGGAGAGGCGCUUCGAGGAGGAGGGGAAGCAGCUCCGCAGGCAGCAGGAGGAGGAGAUGCAGGCACUGGAGCAGCGGCUGCAGGAGGAGUACAGUGUUAAGAGGGAGAGCCUGCAGGAGCAGCACAGGCUGCAGCUGGAGCAAGCCAAAUUGCAGCAUCAGGAUCAGGUGGAAGAUAUCACAGCUGUACAUGAAGCUGCAAUGUUACAGUUGGAAAAUAACCACAUAGUUGCCAUUACGGUACUACAGGAUGAGAAUGACUGCAAGAUUCAAGAACUGAAUACUGCUCACAAACUGGAAAAGGCACAACUAGAAGAGACUUUCGAAAAACUGCGGCUGUCACUCCAGGACCAGAUAGACACCCUCACGUUCCAGAAUCAAUCUCUUAAGGCCAAAGCAGACCGAUUUGAAGAGGCUCUGAAGAAAAACACUGAGGAACAACUGAAGAUUGUGCGAGCUCCAUAUCUGCACUUAGAAAAAGAUUUGAAGAGCUUAAAACAUGUUCUUGAAAUGAAGAACUUCCAGAUUCACCAACAGGAGAAGAUGAUUAUGGAACUGGAAAAACAGGUUGAAAAAAAUUUAAAACUGGAAGAAAAAAUCACCAUGCUGCAACAGCAGAACGAAGAACUCAGAGCCAGGAUUGAGCAAAAUACUGUCAUAACAAGGCAAUUGUCAGAGGAGAAUGCUAAUCUUCAAGAGUAUGUUGAGAAAGAAGUGGAGGAGAAGAAGAAGCUCAGCAGGACUAACGAAGAGCUCCUCUGGAAGCUGCAGGAGGGAGAUGCCGUAAGCCCUGUCAAACUCCCACCUGCAUCGUCCACUUCUUUUUAUCACUGCUCAUCAGAGAACUCCUCUCCAGCAAAAGUCAGAACCUUGCGGCGAUGAAUCAGCAGCUGUGUGCCGGAGGUUCUCUGCCUUUUAUGCAUUUCCAAUCUGCAAAAUGUUACCCUCCAAGGAAGUAUUACCAUCAACAGGCGCCCAGCGUUCAUGGCUGCAAGCAUGUUUGGUAGCUGCAUAGCUUUACACUAGGCAGGGUACUCUUACAGUCCCCAUAUAGAAAUUCUUGGUUCUGACAUGUUGAUUAAGGUAGCAAAAAAGAUAGCAAAAAGCUAGAACAGCAGAAAGUUAGGAUAGCAAAAAAUUUAGUUUGAUGUGUGAACAUUAUAAGUAUGGUUAGAGCCAAAAGUUGGAAAAUGCUCUAAUAAUGGUUCAUCAGAAUGAACUUUUGCUGCAGUAUUUCAGGUUAGUUACAAAUACAGUUCAAGUUGUGAAUAUUUCUGUAUAUGUGUCUGUGUUUAUAUACAUGUACGUAUUGUACCUUUAUACCUAUAUAUAGACGCACACACAUAUAUAUGUAGUUGCAGAUGUUCUGAAUUGCAUUUUUUAUAUUAUUGGAUACUACUAAGUGCUGAUAUAUUUUCAUUACAGUCAGCAGUUUUCUAACUCGUGCCUAAGACUUGUAUCUAAACAAAAUGCAUUUCUGUUUAGACUCCCAGGAAUAUUUAUACCCAAACUAGAAGAAAGUUACACAGAAGUAGAAGCGCCUUCCAAAUGACCACCAAGUGGUACUCUAUGUAACAUGAACACCAGCGAAUUUGAAAUUCUGAGACAGUACUGCCUUUGAAACCAUCACCUUUGCUUUGAAUACCAGAUAAGAUAUGCAUACCAUCCACUGCUUUUUAACUCUUACCAUUGAUAUUGUAAGUGGAGAUAGGCUAGAGAUGAGAAACCUGAGGGGUUUAGCAAAUUUGGUAGAGGUUACUGGUUAGCGUUGUUCAAUUUUAGUGUAUUUAAAUCCUAGUCAGAUCUUAUCUUGAUUUACCUUGGCCUGAUUUGGAUACAAUCAGAAUCUCUGGUUGUAGGUUCCUGUCCAUUUUGCUUUAUUUCAAGUCCCAUAAGCAAGAAGGAGAAAAAAAGUUGUUCAUCCUUGACCUGUGCUGGGUGACAGGUUUCCAAUAUUAGGAUGAGACACUGGGCUCUAGCUAGGGCUAGGGCUCUAGCCUCCUUCCACCUGACAUGCCAAAUAGAGCACAGCCAACUACACAGGCGCAAAUGAGGUCAGAAUUACUUUCCUUCCACAUAUCUAUAUUAUUUCACAUUGCUAAAGCUUACCUAAAGUUACAGAGCACUUUGAAGAUUCAUGGAAAUGAGUGGCUAAACUAACUUUAACUUUCCCAUCUAGAAGCAAAAAUGUUCACCCAGGCUUCGAGUGACCCCCCACCCGAGAGAGUGGUGGGGCUGAGAAGUGGCUGUGGUGGGACAGUCUGCAGGGCCCACAUGGGCACUUCUAGCAAGAAAAAAAUAUCCCUGAGCAUAAUUUCAAAAACAAAGAGAUCUGUGGGAUGCUUUUCUACCCAGCUUAGGGCAAAGAGCCUGCAUGCAGGCCUGCUUUGUGCACUGGGGUCAAAGUAAGCAGGGAGACAGUAUAUGAAGCAAACCCCCGGGGUGCAGGAGUGCUGUGGGGAGGGUGGCUCUCCCACCUGGGUGUGUGUGGCACCAGCACGCCCUGCACCUACAGGGAUGAGAUUGCACUGCCCUGCAAACUGCUUGAGUGGGAGCUAUGCUUCAGCUUUCCUGGGAAAUACUCAGGAUUCACAGACUGCAGCUUAGAUACAGCUUCAACCACCAUCAAAGCACCUGUGGCCUGUUCCACAGUGUUAAAAAAAAAACGUGAUUUUUUUUUCUCCUUUUUAGAGAAAUUUAUUUUUGUAGCAGCUUUUGCAUGAUACUGUGAUACUGAGUAAAUUGAGCAUCUUGUUAGAAUAGAUCAUGCCACACCAGCUACUGCUGUUGAAAUGCAUUACUAGAUUUUAGUGUGUCCAGCAAAUACAACCUGAAAGUAAGAUAGAUACCUAGCACAUACAUGCACACAAAGCCCCUUCUUGCCAAGUACAACUUUAAUCACUUUGAUACUUAAUAACUGCACAGACACCUGCAAUACCUACUGCAUUGUCGUUUUCAUCCCAUCAAUACAAUUCAGGUAAAAUGAGAUCAUAGGAGCAUAGGAUGAUUUGAGUUAAAAGGAAUCUUUAAGAUCAUCUGGUCCAAGCACCCUGCCAUGCACAGGGACAUCUUCCACUAGAUCAGGUUGCUCAGAGCUUCAUCCAACCUGGCCUUGAACAGUACCAGAGACAGGGGACAUCCACAACUUCUCUGGACAACCUGUUCCAGUGUCCUACCACUGUCAUUGUAAGAAAAUCUCUUCCUUAUGUCCAAUCUGAACCUAUCCUUUUCCAUUCUAAAACUGUUGUCCCUUGUACUGUCACUAGAGGCCCUGGUAAAAAGUCCAUCCCCAUCUUUCUUACAGGCCCCCUUUAGAUACUGGAAGGUGUUACAAGAUCUCCCUGGAGCCUUAUCUUCUCCAAGCUGAACAAUCCCAGCU